UCCUUUUUUCUGUCUCUCUCUGCCAGCGCCUCCCACUAUUAUCUUUCUUUCGGACAGCAAUCCAACAUCCCGCCUCCACCGUUCACCGCCACGCCGUUUUUUUCUCGUUUUCUCUAUCUAGAUCUCCAUUUCUCUCUCUGAGCUUAGAUGGGUUCUUCCGACGAGGAGGGGGAGGAGUACCUCUUCAAGAUAGUGAUCAUCGGGGACUCUGCGGUGGGGAAGUCCAACCUGCUUUCCCGCUACGCCAGGAACGAGUUCAACCUGCACUCCAAGGCCACCAUCGGGGUUGAGUUUCAGACCCAGACCCUCCAAAUCGACGGCAAGGAGGUGAAGGCCCAGAUUUGGGACACCGCCGGCCAGGAGCGCUUCCGGGCUGUUACAUCGGCUUACUACCGCGGCGCGUUUGGCGCUCUCGUCGUCUACGACAUCAGCCGCCGCACCACCUUCGAUAGCAUUCCGCGUUGGCUUGACGAACUUAAUACUCAUUCUGAUACUACUGUUGCAAGGAUGCUUGUGGGCAAUAAAUGUGAUUUGGAGAACAUCAGGGAGGUGAGCGUUGAAGAGGGGAAAAGCGUUGCAGAAGCAGAGGGGCUGUUCUUUAUGGAGACAUCGGCGCUGGAUUCCAGGAACGUAAAACGGGCAUUUGAGGUUGUUAUCCGAGAGAUAUAUAGUAACGUUAGCAGGAAGGUUUUGAACUCAGAUUCUUAUAAAGCAGAAUUAUCUGUCAACAGAGUCAGCAUUGUGAAUGAUGACAAUGAUGGAGUGAAACAAAACAAAGGUUAUUGUUGUUCUAGGUAACUAACUGGAUUUCUUUCUAAGUAGUUGGCUGAGUCAAGUCAAGGGGUUGUUUAUUUGUGAGGGAUUUUAAAGUUACCAGCAAAAUGGUAUUCAUAUCUUGUAAGUGACUGAACAUAUUAUGAACUACAAUUGAAUCAAAGUGAAAAAUGAUAAUGCCAUUCUUUUUCAUUGGA
Molecule: messenger RNA, 971 nt
Organism: Ipomoea nil (Japanese morning glory)
Lineage: Eukaryota; Viridiplantae; Streptophyta; Magnoliopsida; Solanales; Convolvulaceae
Product: ras-related protein RABA5c-like
Exons: 2
Coding region: 148-798 (216 amino acids)
Cellular component (GO): endosome
Molecular function (GO): GTP binding; GTPase activity
Source: RefSeq, a predicted model, not a curated record